CAGGAAAUAGAUGUCGAACAAUCGAUUGGUCUAGUCUAAAAUUAGGUUCACAGGAAUUAGCUUACAUAUUUUUGUUUGAUUACAGCAAUUAAUAUAUUACAGUGAUGGUUUGUGAGAAGUGUGAAAAGAAACUCGGGCGGGUCAUCACACCAGAUACGUGGAAGGAUGGUGCCAGAAACACAACAGAGAGUGGUGGAAGGAAGCUGAAUGAAAACAAAGCACUCACUGCCAAAAAGGCCAGAUUCGAUCCUUAUGGAAAACCAGGCAAAACUGGGUUCGCCAUCUGUAGAAUAUGCAAGAGCUCUGUCCACCAGUCUGGUUCCCACUACUGCCAGGGAUGUGCCUACAAAAAAGGAAUUUGUGCCAUGUGUGGGAAGAAGGUGCUCGAUACGAAAAAUUACAAGCAGACCUCCGUCUGAGCAGAGUUGACUGGCUGGACGUGCUCCCAUUUGAGAAGGGAGGAGACGAUGGAAGUGAUGGCAGAUUUUAGACGUAAACUCCCAGACGCAUCGCUUGAGCUGGAGUUGUUGAAACUCACCAGCAUGUGCCCCCGUUUGUCAACUGUGUGCAUCAACUCCCUUGGACCUUAACUGGCUACAAAAAUGUGCUGUCUGAAUGUUUUGGUAUACUGUUCCCUCACUAGAAGCAAUACCCUAGGCUUACACUGUUGUCUGAGCAUCACAGACGUGUUCUGCAAGAACCAUUAGAAGUGCUUUGUAAACAUCUUAGUAGGUGGAUCACCACUUCACUUGACAUUAGAAUACAUUUUUGUUUGUUUUUUAUUCUUUAAUAUCAGAUUUUUAUUUUCCACAAAGCAAUUUAUUUUUCCACAAUUCAGUGCGCUAUAUCUAGCAUUGCUGAUGUGGAAAUCCCUGACAUCUGACUUUGAUCCCUCAGUAUCUUUGUAUCAGAGACCACCUCCGUGAUGACCUUUAAAUAUCAACAGUAGCCCGAGGCAACACGCUGCAUCCCAUGCGGGUUUGUAGAGGUGAGCCCUCAGCACAACGACUGGGAUGAGCUCACGUGUGUUCUGAGUCAUGGCUGUUGUCUUCCCUUGGAACUGUUUUUAUUAUUAUUAUGAUAAUUAUUUUAUGGUCUCCCUUUAUUAUAGUGUUCAUUUGUUGUAUUUUUUUAAUGGUGGAUAAAUCUAAAUAAAUCUGGAUCGAGUGUAAUAAAAGUACUUGUGUAAUCUUCA
Molecule: messenger RNA, 1195 nt
Organism: Engraulis encrasicolus (European anchovy)
Lineage: Eukaryota; Metazoa; Chordata; Actinopteri; Clupeiformes; Engraulidae
Gene: cript
Product: cysteine-rich PDZ-binding protein
Exons: 5
Coding region: 105-419 (104 amino acids)
Biological process (GO): cytoplasmic microtubule organization
Cellular component (GO): dendrite
Molecular function (GO): PDZ domain binding; microtubule binding
Source: RefSeq, a predicted model, not a curated record